Molecule: messenger RNA, 561 nt
Organism: Ostertagia ostertagi
Lineage: Eukaryota; Metazoa; Nematoda; Chromadorea; Rhabditida; Trichostrongylidae
Source: the annotation of a GenBank genome assembly
AUGGCUGGUAAGAUAGGGUAUGGACAACCUCCAAUCAGGGUCAACCGUGCGUUGCGCAGUGCUCCGCAGUGCCUGGAUGGUCUGAAUCGUGGUAUUGGUCAAGCAACGCCUCGGGUCGAUGGCCCACCAAGUGGGCGAACAACUUUGGAAUUGCAUCGACCGACUACAGCAGUUUGUCAGACCUACACCGGGCAAGGAUGGGCCCGUGAUGGAUGGCUAACAAAUAGUCAUUGGAAUCCAAUGAUCGACUUCAUGUUUCAUGGACGAAAAGAAGCUGACAAGAUACAAUACAAACGCGGAGCACAUUGGAUAGGCUUUCUCCGGAAAAUGUUCAGAAAUCUCAAUGGACCUAUGCACUUUCCAUGGUUUGACACAUUGAGAACUCCUGUUCUGCUUGAUCAGUGUGCAACUCCGCCACGUUGGAAUCACGACCAGAAUCUGAUUGUGUCGCCGUUCAAGAUUCUACAACAUUUGGAAGGCUGGCGACAAAAAGUCAACGAUGAAUAUCAGCAAAUGACGCAGAAGCUUGAGCAUUAUGAAGAAACCUUCGGAACGACGUGA